AUGAAGGGCGAGAUUCUUCACCUUCACCUGGGCCAAGCUGGCGUCCAGCUGGGUAACUCUGCUUGGGAGCUCUACCUCCUCGAACACGGCCUUGGCCCUGAUGGCCGCCCUGACCCCAACGCCAAGGAUGUCGGCGACCCAGGCUCUUUCGAGACUUUCUUCACCGAGACCAGCAAUGGCAAACACGUUCCUCGAUCCAUCUUUAUGGAUCUUGACCCGUCUCCCAUUGACGAGAUCCGAACCGGCUCUUACCGUCAGCUCUUCCACCCCGAACUGUUGAUCAGCGGAAAGGAGGAUGCGGCCAACAACUAUGCCCGUGGCCACUACACCAUUGGAAAGGAAAUGGUUGACACUGUCAUGGAGCGCGUUCGCCGCGUUACUGACAACUGCAACUCUCUUCAGGGCUUCCUGAUCUUCCACUCCUUUGGUGGCGGCACCGGCUCUGGUUUCGGUGCUCUCAUGCUGGAACGCCUUGCCACAGAGUAUGGCAAGAAGACCAAGCUCGAGUUCGCCGUUUAUCCUUCGCCUCGUACCAAUACUUCAGUUGUUGAGCCUUACAAUGCCGUCCUCUCCACGCACAGCACCAUUGAGAACUCGGACUGUACUUUCCUCGUCGAUAACGAAGCUGUCUACGACAUUUGCCGCCGCAACCUGGAUAUUACCCGGCCCUCGCACGAGCAUCUCAAUCGUUUGAUCGCCCAGGUUGUGAGCUCCAUCACUUCGUCUCUGCGCUUUGACGGUGCUCUCAACGUCGAUCUCAACGAGUUCCAGACCAACCUGGUUCCUUACCCACGUAUCCAUUACCCAUUGAUCAGCUAUGCCCCCGUUGUUUCUGCUUCCAAGAGCAAGCACGAAAGCUUCAAGGUUGCAGACCUCACCUUCCAGUGUUUCGAGCCUAACAACCAGAUGGUUGUCUGCGACCCUCGCAACGGCAAGUACAUGGCUGUCGCUCUCUUGUACCGUGGCGACGUCGUCCCCCGCGACUGCACUGCCGCCAUCGCACAAGUCAAAGCCAAGGCCUCCUUUAACUUGGUCGAGUGGUGUCCCACAGGUUUCAAGCUCGGAAUCAACUACCAGAAGCCCAUGGCUGUCCCCGCCCCCGCCGAAGACGGCGCUCUUGCCUCCGUCGAGCGAUCCGUCUCCAUGCUCUCCAACACCACCGCAAUUGCCGAGGCCUGGUCCCGACUUGACCACAAGUUCGACCUUAUGCACAGCAAGCGCGCCUUCGUGCACUGGUAUGUUGGCGAGGGUAUGGAGGAGGGUGAGUUUACGGAGGCUCGUGAAGAUUUGGCUGCCCUCGAGAAGGAUUAUGAGGAGGUUGCUGCCGAUGGCAUCGAUGCCGAGGAGGAGCUCGAAUACUAA
Molecule: messenger RNA, 1362 nt
Organism: Metarhizium brunneum ARSEF 3297
Lineage: Eukaryota; Fungi; Ascomycota; Sordariomycetes; Hypocreales; Clavicipitaceae
Product: Tubulin alpha chain
Biological process (GO): microtubule cytoskeleton organization; mitotic cell cycle
Cellular component (GO): cytoplasm; microtubule
Molecular function (GO): structural constituent of cytoskeleton; GTP binding
Source: RefSeq, a predicted model, not a curated record